Molecule: messenger RNA, 4197 nt
Organism: Aspergillus tanneri
Lineage: Eukaryota; Fungi; Ascomycota; Eurotiomycetes; Eurotiales; Aspergillaceae
Exons: 4
Coding region: 1-4197 (1398 amino acids)
Source: RefSeq, a predicted model, not a curated record
AUGGAUUGUGACGAGCGAUCUAGUGUGCUGCAGGCGACCGGGAUGUUAACCUGUCACAGCGUGCAAAUCGUGCCGCGACGGCGCCAAAACGACGCCGGCUGUGAUGAACUGACCUUGUCUGCACGCAUCGCCCCCAGCGGUGGAUCCAGCGAGAUAUCCCCGUCGAACGGCCGAUUCCUCUGGCCGUCAUCGCGGCUGCUAGCAAAGAAUAGAAAUCUGCAACCCGUCGUGUUUGGUAGGCUUGGGGCCUUUGCUGUGGAUAGCUGGUGGUCUUCAAGUAAUGCUGGCGACGAGCCGCCGUCCGGUACCUAUUCUCUCAACGGCUGGCCAACUCCCCAUGCCAACACCAGCAAUCAGCCCUCCCCCAAUCGUCGAGAUCAUGCUGUACAGCCUCCCCCACUGACAACAGCUUUGAGUGGUCAACAGUUUCAAGGGCUUGGGGUUGCGCUCGGUGCCAGUUACGCAUCAACGCCUCUGUCAACCACGUCGUUAUCCAGCCCCUUCACCCAAAGCCAGUCUCCUGCCGUGACGACCCCCGGGGGCAUCCCCGUCGCCUCCUCCAUGGCUUCCAGGCAAUACAACGUCCCUUACAAUCCUCAGGAUUGGGGACCGGUUAGUGGGGCUCAUAUGCUUCCGGGACACACGUCAUACCCUCAAUCGAAUAAUAAUAAUAUGCUUCGUAUCAUCCCGCAACAGCGACUGGCCGGACCUCACUCAGAUAUGUCCCUCUCGCCACCCCCGCCGCCGUAUUCUCCCCCAAGCCAGUCUCAACAGCAGCAGCACAGGGAUCAUAUCAGGGCAGGCUCAGCAUCGCCGAGUGCUGUUUCUUACAACGGAGCAAUACACCAUGCGAGUGAGCACCCGGUGGAGUAUCGCCAGCAGCCGCUUCCUCGUACCCGCCCUUUGUCUAUGGUUGGUGAGGCUGCUCUUAACAGGCAUGUCUCACUGCCUCCACCACCUCCGCUGCCACAAGGAGUCCCAUGCUCCAGGUCGUUAUCACAUAACCGGACCGCGGAAGGAUACCAAGAGCAAUCCUCCUUUGGUGCCGGUUCUAGGCCGUAUAUGGUGGCCUCGCCAGGCGGUCUCCAAUCGUCACAACCAAGUGGUCAUAUCGGCCACGUGGUGGCCUCCGCUCAGCCUGAUGAUAUGUCUCGCCCUCCAGCUUCCAGACGAGCUGUUUCUGCGGGUCCUAUUGUGAGCAGUGCGAGCACGUCGAGGGCCACAAGCCAGUCCCGGAGUCGAUCGCCGCAGGGCCGUGGAUGGGAACCAGGAAUGCCCCUCCCUCCACCACCUCCGGGCCCUCCCCCAUCCUCUACGAGGUCCCAUAGCGUGAGUGGUGUAUCCGAUACAUCUCCCCUACGAAAUUCGCAGACUGCCACAAGGACGACUAGAGCCCGCCCUCCUCCAGUCCUAGGUACAGGCUUGGACAGCAUUCCCCCAACCCCAGCCGGCUGGGUGGACGAAUGUCCUACAGAUUCGAGACACCGGGGAAAGACGCCCCUGCAUAUUGACACAACUGAAGCUUCCAUUUCUCCUCCAGAAGCCAGUACUGCUUCCCAGAACUCUUCGAGCGCUAGUCUUUUCCGUAGCCCCGCUAUUCGAGAUCCGGGUGUUAAGGGGAUAAGAGAGAGACGGAUUGAACGCCGAAACAGGCAGAGCCAAGUUCUGGAUGACUUCAGUGCUGUCUCCAUGAGCAGCAACCCCUGGGCCGAUGCGCUGGAGCAAGUAAAGCCGUCGAAUCUAGUCCUUGAUGGCGCAAACGGCGUUCCUGAGAACGUUCGGCACCAGCCGUCGACAAGAGUCACUCCGAGCAGCAAUCACAGUGUUGGUUCUGAUGGGCCGCAACCCACGUCGCGUUCUAGGGCCUCGUCGACGGGGCUGUUUUCCAAUCGCUCCUCUUUUUCGACUCCUCGACCCGAACCAAGCCCGCUUGGGCCGUCUCGGGGAUAUUCGCAAACUCCACCCUUCUCACCAGACGGGGACAAGUCAUCUUCGUGUGCCAAGGGGACUUCUUCAGCGUUGCCACCAAAAGCCCUGCCAACGCCCCCACUACAAUCAGCUCAGGAAGUCCAGUCCCCUUCGCGGCCUGGGUCGAGUGAGGAUCGCCCUGUGUCACAUAUCCUGCAUCUGCCCAACGAUGCUUUGCAAUCUGUAUCAGCGCUCUCUCCGCGCCGUGUUAUACCACAACAGGGACCGUCCAUUAACACUGUUGUCAAUCAAGAUGCGACGUUUGUUUGUGACGCCAUUCAGCGGCACAAGGAAUUUAUCGAGAAGGAGGCUGGGACCGCAGAUGAAAAGGAAGCUCUGAAGAUAUUUACUGAUUUCCUCAUUGCGGAGUCCCAGGUUCGGCGUGAGAGGUAUUCCAAGGUAUGGAAUCCCAAUCCACCGGACCUCGAAGCGGUCCGGCGCAAACUAUUCGAGCUGCCGCCCAAACCGGUCGUGGAUCCCCAGCCUAUGCCUCCUCUACUUGCUCGACGGGCGUCCAGAGGCACCCCGAGACUGGAUAUACCGCAGUCUCGUCCCGAGUCCACUUGGUGGAACAACUACAAGCCUUGUCUGUCACCUAUUGCAAGCCUUAGUAUGAGCAACGAUGAGAUGAGCUCCCGAGGCCGUGCACCAAGUCGCUGGUGGGAGUCCAAGACCGGGUCUAGUAGUGAAGGCGGCGAACGAAAGGUCCAGCGAUCCAAGCGCGAAUCCAAAUAUAUGGGCCUACCCCGCGAGUCCUUACAGUGGCCUCAGGGAGGCGGUUUUGUCGUGACCGGCAACUCGAGCUACACGUGUGGUUCGACGGAGCAGUUGGCCACCUGUGGUCCAGGUGAAUACCCCCCUGAAAAGGUCGGGUGGCACGACGAUUUCGCCCCGUCGGACUACUCCAGCACGGCCGAUCAUAGUAAUUCCAACGAGACCCAAAAGAUGGAUGUUUCGCGGCUCAUUACCUUACCGCCCCCUUAUCCUCGGCAUUACCCGGCUGUGAAUAACAGCCAUCCGGAUCUUGUAGCAUACCGGACCUUAGUCCGGUCGAUCAGUGAUCUCUCUGAGAUAAAGACCACGAGACAGCGACAUCAAUCAGAGGUUGAAGUCCUGGUGCGCGACCACCAGGAACGGUUGCAGGAAGGCCGUCGGCAAUUCAAGGCCAACAUCCAAAGCCAGAUUCAACAAGGCAGCAUUAGCUUCGCAGAAGCUGCGGAAGCAGAGGCGGCAUUGACCGUGGAGGAGAAUAAGAAUGAGCGAGACCUGGCCAAGCAAGAGUUGGAUGCGUACCAGGAAGCGGUGCUAAAGCCAAUGCACGCCAUUCUCAAUGAUCGAAUCAACAAGGCCACCACUUAUAUAAAUGAACUGCGCAGCCUGCUGUUCGAUGAUGCCCAGCAUGAAACGCCUGACCAAACCCAAGAAGAAGGCGACGAGAAACCGGAGCUAUUAGAGAAGCUGACCCAACUCAAAUGGUUAUUUGAAGCCCGGGAGCAGUUGCACCGGGAAAUAUAUGAUUUGGUCAGUGACCGCGACGAAAAGUACAAAGCCGUGGUCCUACUACCUUAUAAGCAGAAGCUCAAUGAGGAGAAAGUGCGCGAGACCAACGCCUUCUUCAUCAAAGAUGCUUUGGACCGACGUGUGAAUUAUGAAACAGCGGCCCUGACCCGCCUCGAAUCCUUCCUAGUCGUGAUCGAGAAGAAUGUGGCCCGGGGGGUGGAGGUACAGCUGUCGGCUUUUUGGGAUAUCGCACCGUCACUCCAUACCUUGGUGCAGCAGGUCCCCGAGGAUCUCGAUGGCUUCCAGGUUCAGAUUCCUGCCAACGAAUACGAAGAGAAUCCAAGCUACCAUCGCCAUCCGCUGCAAUAUCUCUACACACUCACCUCACAUGCAGAGAAAUCCAGCUACCAGUACAUCGAGUCCCAGAUCAACCUCUUCUGCCUGUUGCACGAGGUGAAGUCGGCGGUUAUGAAGGCGAACUGCAAGCUCAUGGAGGCACAGCGGAUCCGUCAAGGCGAGGCCGAUGACUCGGUGCGGCGGGAGAUGCAAGAAUCCCGUGCUGAGGAAGAGCGGUCCUUGACCAACGACCUCAAGGAUAAAGUGGCUACGGUUGAGGGGCAAUGGACGGAGGCGCUGGGAAGUGCAAUACAAGGCCUACGAGAGCGUGCCAAGGAGCAGCUCAUGGUGGAGAAUGGGUGGGAGGAUCUGGAACGACUGGAGCAGACCUGA